This is a messenger RNA of Lingula anatina, 1485 nucleotides long. Its product is annotated as alpha-aspartyl dipeptidase. The record is from RefSeq and is a predicted model, not a curated record. Lineage: Eukaryota; Metazoa; Brachiopoda; Lingulata; Lingulida; Lingulidae. Gene Ontology annotation, biological process: proteolysis. Gene Ontology annotation, molecular function: serine-type peptidase activity.
ACGCGUCAUGUGACUUGUUCAAAAUGGCCACGUACGCAAAACGUCGUGCUUUGUUGAUAUCAAGUUCCAACCUGCAUGGGUUUGGUUAUCUAGAAUACUGUACCAAGCAUAUAAAAGAUUUCUUAGGGAGCAAUACAGAGAAAGUCCUUUUUGUGCCAUAUGCUCUGCAUGACAGAGAUGCUUAUGCAGCCAAAGCCAGGGCAAAGUUUGAAGAUAUGGGAUACAAGUUAGACAGUGUCCAUGAAUUUAGUAAUCCUGUAGAAGCAGUAAAGAGUGCUCAGGCUUUCUUUGUGGGUGGCGGAAAUACAUUCAGACUACUGAAAACACUUUAUGAUGAAAACUUAAUUCAAGAAAUUAGAAAACGAGUGGUAGAGGAUGGCAUUCCAUACAUAGGCACCAGUGCAGGCUCUAAUGUAGGAACUUGCAGCAUCAACACAACCAAUGACAUGCCCAUCGUGUAUCCACCCUCCUUUAAUGCCCUAAAUCUGGUGCCUUUCAAUAUCAAUGUUCACUAUGUGGAUGCUGAUCCCACUAGCACACACAAGGGGGAAACCAGAGAACAAAGAAUCCUGGAGUAUCACGAGGUUGACAAUACACCACCGGUGUUGGGUUUGCGUGAAGGCUGCAUGUUACUAGUGGAAGGAGAUAAGGCUGUUCUUCAAGGAGAGACUGGAGCAAGGCUGUUUACAAGAGGUGAAGAUUCCGUGCAGUACUCACCUGGUGCAGAUCUCAGCUUUCUUCUCAAGAUGACCAGUUAAUGCAAAUGAAAAGGAAUUGGAAGUUAUGGCCUUUCUUUUUAAUACAUUAUAUACACAUGCUAUGUGUAUCACAACAUUACCAUUUAAUAUUAAAUAGAAAUUCAGUUAUAGCAUAAGAAGAAAAGGUUCACAUAUACAUAUUUUACUGUAAUGAUGAAUUUAUAUGUUACAUUCAAAUCAAGUAGCACUGUGUACUGUAUAAAUCAAUAUGAGACCAGAGUAAGUUGAACAUGUACAGUUGAAUACAACUGAUAUUUCUAAUGGUAAGAAUUGGGUUCCAAACUCAGGCUAAAGUGUACUUUGAAAGAGAUAAGAAUACGAAGGAUAACUAUCUAGCAGUUUUUUUUUAAUUAAGCCUUAACUUAGAGAUCAGGUUUUUCCAAUGUUCUUUCUCUUCUAUCAUUCCACAUUUCACAAUUUAUCAGAAGUAGAAUACAUUCCAAGCUCUUUUGUCAGAUGAAGUCUUUAACACAUAUAGGUGCAAUAGGUAAAUAAGACAAUUAUUUUUUCUUUUAGUUUUCUGACUUUCUGGUAAACUCACGCAUUGGAUCUGGUCUACUUUGAGAUUACUUUACCUUUAUAUUGUAUCUACCCAGUAACAAAGUUGACAUCAAAUUGCUUAUUUGUAGAUGUUAUUAUGGAAUGAAAGAAUAUGUUGAAACUGCAUGUCAAGUGCAUGUUUUAUGAUUUCCAUUUAUUCCCUCAAAUAAAUAAUUUUUAAAAUGGC